AUGGAGAGUUCACCGUACCCGGCUCACUUGGAUCAGCUUUCACCUCCGCUUUCCCUUCCGGAACACACCUGGGAGACGGAUAUGUCGCGCCCUACUUCUUCCUCGGAUGUCCACAACGCGGGCGAGGACGCAACGCCUCUGCCACAGCGGCUUGCCAAAAUAGCUCACAUGGUCUCGCAGAACGCCGAUGUGUCAAGUGAGGAUACGACCACGGUCCACCAGUGCCUCAACACUCUGGAAGCCCUGUUGGACCCGCGGCCAAAACUCACCCAGGAGGUCGUCAAAUGCCGACCCACGCAUAUCUACCCUGAAACUUCACACCCUGUGGCUUCCGCAGCCUCCUGCUCUGUCCCGAUGGAGGGCCGUGCUUCAUCCGCCUUCGACCCUUCGAGCUCGCAACUCAUAGCUCUUUUGAACGAAGUAACCGCAUUAAAUACCGACUUAAACCAACGCCGUAAAGAAUCCUCCCAAAUAUAUGAUCUUCUCAGGCGCGAGUGCCGAGGCCUGUCGCGACGGGUAUCGGAGCUGGAAAAUGAGGUCCACGAGCUGGAAACAGACAUAAUGGAAGGCUCAGCAGAGCGUGAAGCACUUCACGGUACGGUUUGCGGACUCGAGGCGUGGGUUAACGGAUGGCAGAACGAACGUAAACCGGGAGCAUCGCGACAAAAUAAAGGAAAGCGGUGGAUGAGGCGUAAGCCCGAAGAGCGCUAUGAGACAGAUGCAGAAGCACUUCUAGAGGGCAUAACCGCGUGGAUGCGUGGCUGGAAAGAUGUCGAAGAAGGUUUCCGCGUUCGUGAAAGAGAUCGGCAAGAAAGAAGGGAAGCAAGGCAAAGGCGUACUAGAUUAGCCACAAACUCUGCGGAUAACACAUAG
Aspergillus nomiae NRRL 13137 is the source of this 873-nucleotide messenger RNA. RefSeq lists its product as uncharacterized. The record is from RefSeq and is a predicted model, not a curated record. The transcript has 2 exons. The coding region runs from base 1 to 873 and encodes 290 amino acids. NCBI's taxonomy places the organism in Eukaryota, Fungi, Ascomycota, Eurotiomycetes, Eurotiales, Aspergillaceae.